AGAAAAAUAGUGUUUUUUGGUCGAUUAAGGUUUCUCGAGGAUUUGUGGAUAAAUAUUAAUUAAUUUACUUUUAAAACAUAAUGUAUUAAAUAACUAAUAAUGAAUCUCAAUGAGUUUGUGCACAAAACAUAGAUAGUGAAUGUAAAAUCGCCGUGAACUAGUGCUUAACUUCCCGUGAAAAAUUGAAAUGAAAAUUGCUUUAAAACAUCACAAAAAAUCUAUUUUAAUGCUGCUCCAUCCGAGAAAAUUAUUUAUUGUCCUCCUAUGUUUUGGUUUUAUGCUCUAUCUUUAUGUCACUUACGCUUCAGAUGAAAUAAAUAAAGAAUUUGCAUCGUUAAUUGAGAAUGAUACGCUUACUGUUUGCAAUGAAAAUAAGCGAGAUAAACGAGCUUUUGUUUUGCCGUCAUCCGAGACAGCAUCAACACUUUUGUCUACAACAUCAACAACCACGCAAUCUAGUCAAAGUCAUAACGGGAAGCUCCAAAUAAUCUAUUUCGUAACACCAACUUAUCCACGACGUGAACAAAUAGCCGAAUUGACACGGCUUGGUCAAACUCUUAUGCACGUACAAAAUCUAUUUUGGAUAGUGGCUGAUGAUUCCGAUGUAUGUAAUGCACGUCUGGAUAAACUACUUGAUAAUUUCGGAAUCCCAUAUGUUCACUUAUCAUCGCCUAUGCCAUACUUGUAUCGAUCGCAAAAGACUAUUCCAAGAGGGGUCUCGAAUCGACGAGCGGCAUUAGCGUGGAUAAAGAACAAUAACAUUAAGGAUGGUGUCCUCUAUUUCGGCGAUGAUGAUAAUACAUUUGAUUUGCGAUUAUUCUCCGAGAUUCGAGACACGCAACGCGUUUCAAUGUUUCCCGUUGGUCUUAUUGGCGAUUAUUCAAUUAGUUCUCCAAUUGUCAAGCAUGGAAAAGUCGUUGCGUUUUUCGACUCGUGGCCUGCAAAGAGGAAAUGGCCUGUUGAUAUGGCAGGUUUCGCUGUAAAUUUAAGCUAUUUGAGGAAAUAUCCUAAUGCUACGAUGCCAUAUAAAGCUGGUUAUGAAGAGGAUGCCUUUUUGAGAAGUAUUGAACUGAAAAUUGAUAAUAUUGAACCUAAAGCAAGUGACUGUACAGAAGUGUAUGUAUGGCACACGCAAACAACAAAAACUAAAGCACCAUUAAUUAAAAUCGCAAAUGAUGUCUUAGAGAAUUCGAAAACGAAUUUAAACACACUUAUGAAAUUUUUGGACGAGAUGGGUGUGAGUCAUACAUCGCCCGCAGCAGGCGCAAAAGCUUCCGUAAGUAAAGACGGGAAAUCUAAGUCGCUGGUGUAUUGGGUAAAGUCACAGUAGCUCAAAAUGCCUCGUUAAUUUUAUAUCUCAUUCCUUAGGUAGUUUCCUUAUCAUAAAGACCAUCAAAAUUAUGUUUCAUAGAAGCAUUUUUGAGUCUUUAUUAAAACCUUUUGAAUUUGCUUGAAAUUAAAUACUUAGUCUUCAAAGGAAAAAUAACUUAGGCAGAUUUUUUAAAAAUCUUGUAAGAAAUUCUUUAAGAAUUUUUAAUUUAAAUAAUUUUUUAUAAACGACACAAUUCUCAUUAUAAAUGACUUAGCAGAUACAAACUUUUAAUUCACUUUCUUUCCUCAAAACUUUUUCUAUUUUAUAAAUUUAUAAUUCCCAAGCAUUGCCCCACAAAUGACCUUUUUUGAUUUAGUUCAAUUAAUUUUUAAUACCACUAUUUUUACGACACAAUAGAAAAUUUAUAGGAAAAAAGAACAAAAAAAAUAGCAUGUCAUACAAAAGGUAAUUGGCAAGUACAAGUGAUAAAACAAUUUUAUUUUUAUUUUAAUUUUUUUUGAGAUUCUAUAAGAAGUGAAUAUUUUUAAAUCCUAUACAAAAAUAAUAAUUUUUUUAAAUGAUACCAGAUUUAGUUUUGUAAAACCUAUGAAAAUAAUGCAUAAAAUUUGCACAAGUAAUUUGUUUCGAAUUUUCAUUGACACUUAUCUAUGAUAUUGCCUACCAAAAGUUUUGAAAACGUUAAAUCAAACUCAAGAAAGAAGCAGAAAGGUCUUUAAACGAAGUUAAAUUCUCAUUUAAAAUGGAUUUACUCGCAGUUUUAAUGAGUUUAGGAAAACAGCACAAUUUUCGAUUUACUUUUAUUAACCAAAACCGAUUAAGCUUGGUUUAACAAUUAAAAUCAAUUAUUUAAACUCAAAUUGUUAAAAUUUCCCGCCAUUUUCGAUUUCUCAAUAUAAACUUUAAAUUCUCGUUUUUCAAGUGUAAAGUAAAGUAAAUCUACUUAAUGGCUAUUCAAAUCA
Messenger RNA from Chironomus riparius, 2292 nucleotides. NCBI's taxonomy places the organism in Eukaryota, Metazoa, Arthropoda, Insecta, Diptera, Chironomidae. The record is from the annotation of a GenBank genome assembly.